Molecule: messenger RNA, 980 nt
Organism: Cydia amplana
Lineage: Eukaryota; Metazoa; Arthropoda; Insecta; Lepidoptera; Tortricidae
Product: TBC1 domain family member 5 homolog A-like
Exons: 5
Coding region: 27-956 (309 amino acids)
Molecular function (GO): protein binding
Source: RefSeq, a predicted model, not a curated record
CUAGUGUAAACAAAAGUAAAUUAACAAUGUUUAUUAUGUUUAAACACGAGUUAGUGCUUAUGUGUUUUAUCUUAGCCGCGGUUUCCGCACAUCCAAAGGAUGUUGCUAUUACACCAACAACACAGAAGCCGGAGCUAAAGACAAGAUUCUUCGGGUUGGAAAAUAUUUUGGGUCAAAUAUUCCACGGGCCAGGAUAUCUCAAUCAGCAAAAUCCACAAGCACAAUUCAACAAUUGGCAACAAAUGCAAACGCCAAAUCAAGCGCAAUCAAAUUUAGAUCAGCAUCUUCAAUCGACACCGCUAUAUCCUCAGGGUGGGUUCUCACAAAAUAACUUUGGGAAUGGUCAAAACCAAUACCCAUCACCGGUACAAUUUCCAGAUCAACAGAAUAACCAACAGUUAAACCAAUACCCUUCCCAAUCAAACCCACAAUUUCCAGAUCAACAGAACAACCAACAGUUAAACCAAUACCCUUCCCAAUCAAACCCACAAAACUUUAACGGGAACAAUAUUGGACAGAACCAAAAUUUUAACACUGGCACUUUAGACGACAUUCCACUUCAGAAUGGAAUCAGCCAGUCCCGACCUGGCAAUUGGAAUCCUGGAAACCAAUUUCAAAAUCAAAAUCAGGGAAACCAACAGUUCCAGAAUCAAAAUGGAAACCAGAUGUCAUUUCAAAAUCAGAACCCACAAGGCGUUGAAGAUCAGAAUCCGGUGGCCAUAUUGGGAAAACCCGUUGCUAUUACUACUUCUGUCCCAGAUAGCAUUGUUUUCCAAGAUGGUUGCGAUACUCCCACGCAGAGACAAUGUGUGCAGGAUUGCCAAUCGAGCACAGAAUACAAGCCCGUGUGCGGAUCUAACAACGUAACGUACUUUAACCCGGGCCGGUUUAUUUGCGCUCGGAACUGCGGUGUUAAUGUUUUCGUACAACGGGACGGUAGAUGUAAAACAAGAUGACACCAUUAUGAAUAAAAUAAUUAU